Gavia stellata (red-throated loon) is the source of this 1383-nucleotide messenger RNA. RefSeq names its product extracellular tyrosine-protein kinase PKDCC. Gene Ontology annotation, molecular function: ATP binding; non-membrane spanning protein tyrosine kinase activity. The transcript has 7 exons. The record is from RefSeq and is a predicted model, not a curated record. NCBI's taxonomy places the organism in Eukaryota, Metazoa, Chordata, Aves, Gaviiformes, Gaviidae. Bases 1 to 1383 code for a protein of 460 amino acids. Gene Ontology annotation, biological process: protein phosphorylation.
AUGGCGGCGGCGGCGGCGGGGCGGGCGCGGCGGGGCGCCCGGCUGAGCGCGGCGGCGCUGCUGGCGCUGCUGGCCCUGGCGCUGCUGGCGCUGCUGGCGCUGACGGCUCGCCGCCGCGGCGGUGGCGGCGGCGAGGGGCAGCCGGGCGCCCCGCCGCCGCCGCUGCUGCCGCUGCCGCCGGGCUUGCGGGAGGAGCUGCGGCAGCGGCGGCGCGACCUGCGGCGCCUGGCGGCGGCGGCGGGCGGCGGCGGGGAGGCGGCGGCGGGCGGGCUGGGCUGCGGCGACCUGAGCCUGGCGACGGGCGUCAGCGUGCUGGGCUGGGGCUUCACCAAGGUGGUGGCGCGGGCGGCGCUGGCGGGCGGCGGCGCCGUCGCCCUCAAGUCGGUGCACGGGGCGGGCCGGGAGGUGCGGCAGUGCGUGCAGCGGUACGGGGCGCCGGCGGGCUGCCGCCGCCUGGCCGCCUACAAGCUGCUGAAGGAGGUGACGCUGCUGCAGCGCCUGCAGCAUCCCGGCAUCGUCCAGCUGCACGGUCAAUGCUAUGAUAGCAGCGGCGAUCCUGAAAUACGGGUCACAGCUAUGCUGGAGCUGGGAUCCCCCCUGGAGAUGAUUCAGCUUCUGCAGACCCCCUGGGAGGAGAGAUUUAAAAUUUGCCUGAGUCUUGUGAAACUGCUGUUUUACUUGGCACAUUCCCCCCUGGGUUCAAUAGUCCUCUUGGAUUUCCAGCCGAGGCAGUUUGUUAUGGUGGAUGGAAACCUAAAAGUGACAGACAUGGAUGAUGCCAGCACUGAGGAACUGUCAUGCAAGGAAGAUAAUGACUGCACACUCGACUUCCCUACAAAAAGCUUUCCUCUCAAAUGCUCCGCAGUUGGGAAAUGUGAAGGAAUAAAUGAAAAGAAGAAUCUUUUUAAUGCCUAUCGGUAUUUUUUCACCUAUCUUUUGCCACACUCUGCACCACCGGCUUUGCAACCCUUUUUGAGCGAUAUUCUGAAUGCAACAGGUGAUUUACGAUACGGAAUAAAUGCAACCCUGAAAGCUUUUGAAAAGGUUUUACAUCUGUACAAGUCUGGGCUCUAUCUGCAGAAAAGACCUCUUCUUUUAAAAGACUACAUCUCCCUAAAGGGCUUCCGAACGGUGGAAGGAGAAGACUACAAGUGCUGGCCCUCCUACAGCCACCUGGGAUGCCUGCUCUCCGUUCACAGCGCUGAGGAAGCCGCCGCAAUUUGUAACGCCCAGUCGCAGUGUCAAAGUUUUAUCAUCACCCAGCGGCGGACGUGGACAGGACGCCCACUCGCCUCAUUUCAGAGUAGCCUGACUGAUUUGAUACCGGAUGCUAACGCUGUAGUCUAUAUUAAACGAUCGGCUUCCUCAGGGGAAAGACUUUAA